GCGCGAGGGAGCUGAGGGCCGGCCGCGCCCGCCCGGGCCAUCGCGGGCUGCCGGCGAAGCCCCGCCAUGCCUGCCUCGCCGCUGCCGCCCAAGGAGAGCAACCUCUUCAAGAGGGUCCUGAAAUGUUAUGAACAAAAACAAUACAAAAAUGGACUCAAAUUCUGUAAGAUGAUCCUUUCCAAUCCAAAGUUUGCUGAACAUGGAGAAACUUUGGCUAUGAAAGGACUGACCUUGAAUUGUUUAGGGAAGAAAGAAGAAGCAUAUGCAUUUGUUCGCAAAGGCCUUCGUAAUGAUGUAAAAAGUCAUGUGUGUUGGCAUGUUUAUGGACUCCUGCAGCGCUCUGAAAAAUAUGAUGAAGCUAUUAAGUGCUAUCGAAAUGCUCUGAAAUUAGAUAAAGACAAUCUACAAAUUCUAAGAGAUCUCUCACUGUUGCAGAUCCAAAUGAGGGAUCUUGAAGGCUACAGAGAGACCAGGUAUCAGCUGCUGCAGCUGCGGCCCACGCAGAGGGCUUCUUGGAUUGGAUAUGCAAUUGCAUAUCAUUUGUUAAAAGAUUAUGAUAUGGCCCUUAAAAUUACUGGAAGAGUUUAGAAAAACUCGCAGAUUCCUCCUAAUAAAAUAGACUAUGAAUAUAGUGAAUUGAUACUGUACCAGAAUCAAGUAUGAGAGAGGCGGAUCUGUUUCAAGAAUCUCUGGAAACACGUAGAAACUUACGAGAGGCAAAUAUGUGACAAGCUCAUGAUAGAUGAAAUAAAAGGAGAAAUGUUGCUGAAGUUGGGAAGAUUAAAAGAAGCUUCUGAAGUCUAUAAAGAGCUUAUUGAUCGGAAUGCAGAAAAUUGGUGUUACUAUGAAGGCUUGGAGAAAGCUCUGCAGCCACGCUCUUUAGACGAGAGACUAGAAAUGUAUGAAGAAAUAAGCAAGCAGCACCCAAGAGCGGUUUCACCAAGAAGAUUACCUUAAACUUUGUCACAGAAUAUAACCGAAUGCAAUUUUGUUCUAGGUGAAAAAUUUAGAGAACUAAUGGAUAAAUUCCUGCGGGUUAACUUCAGUAAAGGCUGCCCACCCUUUACCACUUUGAAAUCUUUGUAUUACAGUAAAGAAAAGGUUUCUACGAUCCAAGAGCUUGUUACUGGUUACGAAGCUUCUCUGAAAACCUGUGACAUGUUCAGUCCAUAUGAAAACGGCGAUCAGGAGCCACCGACAACUCUGCUUUGGGUUCGCUAUUUCCUUGCACACUUUGACAAACUGGGUCAGUUUUCCUUGGCCUUGGAUUACGUUAAUUCUGCCGUUGCAAGUACGCCAACACUAAUAGAGUUGUUCUAUCUGAAAGCAAAAUUUAUAAGGAGAAGGACCUUCCUAGCCACUCAAAAUCAGAACCAAGGUGCCCCAAGAACCCUAAUAUCCAGUCCUAUCUUAAACUCUCAGCAUGUAGGCAACCUAAAGGAGGCUGCCAAAUGGAUGGAUGAGGCGCAGUCGUUGGAUACAGCCGAUAGAUUCAUCAACUCCAAAUGUGCAAAGUAUAUGCUGAGAGCAAAUAUGGUGAAGGAUGCAGAAGAGAUGUGUUCCAAGUUCACACGGGAAGGAACUUCUGCAAUGGAGAAUCUCAAUGAAAUGCAGUGCAUGUGGUUCCAAACAGAGUGCGCUUUAGCUUUUCAGAGACUAGGGAAAUAUGGAGAUGCCUUGAAAAAGUGCCAUGAAGUGGAGAGGGUAACACUUUUUGAGAUAACGGAUGAUCAAUUUGACUUCCACACAUACUGCAUGAGAAAGAUGACCCUCAGUGCCUAUGUGGACCUCUUGAGGUUGGAAGACAUUCUCAGGCAAACAUGCCUUCUACUCAAGGCUGCUCGCUCAGCAAUUGAAAUCUACCGGAAGCUAUAUGAUAAUCCGCUAGCCAAUGAAAGCAAAGAACAAGAAGUGAAUUCAGAAAACCUUUCGGCCAAAGAACUUAAGAAAAUGCUUAGUAAGCAAAGACGAGCACAGAAGAAAGCUAAACUGGAAGAGGAGAGAAAGCCUGCAGAGCGAGAGAGGCAGCAGAGAGAACAAAAGAAGAAGCGAGAGGAGGAAGAGGAAGAAACCAGUGGUCCCAAGGAAGAAUUAGUUCCUGAAAAACUGGAAAGGGUUGGCAAUCCAUUAGAGGAAGCUAUUAAGUUCCUUAUACCACUUAAGAAUCUUGUGGCUGAUAACAUAGACACACAUCUUUUAGUUGACAUUUAUUUAAGGAAAGGAAAGUUUCUCUUAAUGUUGCAGUCGGUUAAAAGAGCUUUUGCUAUUGACAGUAAUAACCUGCUACAUGACUGUUUAAAAUUCUCCAAAUGUGUGUCUGACCAUAGUAAUUUGCCAGAACUUGUGAACAAAGUCCUAACCCAAGAAAUGCAGACGAUUUUUAGUAAAGAUUUGGAAAGUUUCAAUGAAGAAUUUCUCAGACGCAAUUCUACCUCCAUACGGCACUGCUAUUCAGGUGCCAAGAUGAUGUAUUUCCUGGACAACUCAAGACAAGAGAAAGCUAUUGGCAUUGCGACCAAACUAGAUGAAACUAUGACAGACAAAAAUGUGAAGACUUUAACAACAGUUUUAGAGUCCUUACUUGAUGGCAGCUUAGGAGCCAGCCCCACCCAGAGUGAUGAGUAUCGGCUGGCGUGCCACAAACUCUUUCCUUUAGCCUCGGCAUUUUUCUCUCCCACAAAGGAAGAUGACGGUGCCUUUGCAUCGAUCAAUCCUACAGCCAUUCAUCACAAUGUGUUGUCCAAUGAAAUGUAAAGCCGAGCAAUGGGAUGGUGCUCUCUUCCAGACUGGUUGGACACAGUUC
This is a messenger RNA of Lacerta agilis (Sand lizard), 2803 nucleotides long. RefSeq names its product N-alpha-acetyltransferase 16, NatA auxiliary subunit (gene NAA16). The record is from RefSeq and is a predicted model, not a curated record. Gene Ontology annotation, cellular component: NatA complex; cytoplasm. Gene Ontology annotation, molecular function: protein binding; protein-N-terminal amino-acid acetyltransferase activity. NCBI's taxonomy places the organism in Eukaryota, Metazoa, Chordata, Lepidosauria, Squamata, Lacertidae. Gene Ontology annotation, biological process: N-terminal peptidyl-methionine acetylation.